Molecule: messenger RNA, 7858 nt
Organism: Anguilla anguilla (European eel)
Lineage: Eukaryota; Metazoa; Chordata; Actinopteri; Anguilliformes; Anguillidae
Gene: trpa1b
Product: transient receptor potential cation channel, subfamily A, member 1b
Exons: 30
Coding region: 3139-6447 (1102 amino acids)
Biological process (GO): transmembrane transport; monoatomic ion transport
Cellular component (GO): membrane
Molecular function (GO): monoatomic ion channel activity; protein binding
Source: RefSeq, a predicted model, not a curated record
UGCAGAGAGGCACACAGCAUAGAGAACGGCGAAGCUAGUGCCACAUGAGCUGCAUCACAACCUAGAGGUGAAACCUAAUUGGAUUGGACUGUACACCUCAAAGGGCAAUAGCAGCACUUCAACGAAAUCAAGAAGAGUUUUCCACAUACAAAAGGGAAUCAUUAUCUGCGCGAUACCGUCAUGUUAAUUUGGGUAAUUUUAUUUUGAUUUAUUAAAAUGUAAAUAAUUAGCAUCGAUUUCAUUCACCACAUCCAACAUCCAACGCGCGAUAUAACAAUCCCGAUACUGGUUGAAAAGUUCUGAAUAUAUUCCUAGGCUAUUUUUAUCCUGUAAAUGUGUCUGUCAUACACUGUAUCGCAGACAAUAUAGCCUACAAUACUUGACGAAACCCUUCCUGCCACCUUCAGGAGGAGAUGACAGAUAUGCACCUGGUCUAACCAGCAGUGGCUGCUAGAGAGCAAGGAGCGCCAUGGAUGUAGCUGGCUUACCCCCAGUUGAUGCCUCACCAAUGUGGACCUCCGGCCAUCGCCGGCAGUGGCGCACCUGGGACGCAACCACCCUGUUGCAGGGCCCACACUUUGCUUUGAAUGGAGCGUCUUUACAGCGUGUUCAUGGGGGUUGGGUAUUUGACUAAAACUUCAAUCAAUGGAGCUCAGUCAAUGUAUUAGUAAACUUUAUAGCAAAUGUACUUUAAUUAUUUUCUUCUAGACCUGCUGCUAGAGGUGGCAAGGGGGAAGCAAGGAGAGGGAGGUAGAGAGAGAGGGGGAGAGGGAGACGGAAAGGGAGGUGGAGGGUGACAGGCAGGUGGAAAAGGAGCAAAUUUCUGCACACUUUCUCCACCUCUAAAGACCCAUAAUAUCAUUUGGUUACCAAGUAUUUUUUUGGAGUCUCUAAAUGGCCUUUUUGGAAACCCGCCUAGACAUAGUUCAGAUGGUGGUACUGUCAUCGGAUUUGAACCAGGAUUUCUUCAGUGUUGUGGCUGUGGCUCAAUUGCAACUGACAAGGCACAGCGACAGGCAUCUGUAUCCACUAAAAAAAAAAAAAACAUUUUAGGUGAGGAAAAACUUUCGCUUUGACUGUGUUUGAGCUUCUGUUGCUUUGUUUCAGUAAAAUUUUGAGUAAUUCUGACUCUGGGAAAACAAGCUCCCAAGGGUUGCCUACUGUAGUAGUCAAAAGCGUUCAAGAAUAGUACCAAUUUUAUUUUGGUAUGUCAUUUUCAGGCUUGUGAUAAAAAGAGUGGGGCUGCUGCUAUAGAAGGGGUUAAAAAUUGAACAGGUUAUUGGGUGCAGCAUUGUGUGUGAGAUGGUGUCAAGGGAAUUCAAGAUGUUUUAGCACUGUUGUUAAAGUUUGAUGAGGAGAAGGGUCUACGGAUGAUUCUUAUGGGGCAUCUAUAAAAACAACACAGGCCUGAAAGAGUAGAUGACCAAAUUCAAGCAUACUGUAACAAUUUUCACACCAGGAAAUUAAAUAAGAACUGAAACUAAUAGCAUGAGUUAUUUCAAUAAUCCUUUUGAUUAAAACAAUAAACAUUUUAUUUAAGGAGCCAAAUCAUACACAUAAAAAUAUCCAGUGUUAAUUCAUCUCACACAGCGUUAAUUCAACUCUUAACAGUUAACGUGUUCCGUCUCUGGAAUGUGUCUGCCAACUAUAUUUAUGACUAUUCUGAGAAGGAUGUUUGCAAUCUAAUAAAAGGAGGAAGCUUAAUUUUAACCAAUGUAAGAAUUUAAAACUAUUUUAACCAUUCAUUAGGUGCCUGAAAAUGGUUUUAUGAUGGUAUUAGCAAGAAAUUCAUCAUGAUAAUGACAGCCAGUUCUUUCCUCCAUACAUUGUUGUGACUUAUUCCAAUCAAGCCAGAAAAAGUCAAUACAUUUCAACAUGUCAACUAUUUUUUCCUCUGCUUGAUAAAUACUGUACAAAAUGUUGCCUGCAGUAAGGUUGAAAUGAUGAAUUAUUAAUUUCUGAAGCUAUUUAAAUAUCUAUUGAAUAUAUAUUCAAACAAUACUCAAAGGAGUUAUUCAUAUUUCAUAUAGAUUAUUUUUCAUUAUUAAAAUAUUUCCCCUUAGGCAAGCGUUUUUUGAAACCUAAUAAUGAAAAUGUGUAUAUAAUUGCUUCACCUGCCAUGUUCUUUCCUCGAAUGACAAGCGAUCAAUAAUGGUGUUCUGAUUGACUGAAUGGCUGGGCAUAACUGUGUAACCCUUGAUGUGCAGGCAAUGCAAACAGUGAUAAACAAAUUAAACUUCAACUGAAAUACACCUUAAACUAACGAGGAACUAUAACAUCGUCAUGAAAUAGUUUACAAAAAGUGACCUAUGGGAACCCCUACAGCUGUACAAAAAUAUAUUUAGAUGACAUCUAAUUCCAAAGAAUCUGUUUAGAAAACAAUCUGCCUAAAGUGGAAUGUCUGUGUUUUGUUGUUACUGUUAAAAAAGCAGGCCAUGACCAAGACAGAGUUCUUUCUAGAGGGGUUCCGUCUGUACUGUCCUCAUUGAAAUCUUCACUGAUGAUGCCCCAUCAUUGCUCCAUAUGUACAGCUUUAAACUGAAUCUAACUACACUAAUGAAAUCCAUACAGGGUUUCCAAAUUAAUUUGCAUUACGCUGCCAUAAACGUGAAUUAAUUUAACGUGACCGAUUAAAUGUGCUAGGCAUAGAUUUUCUGUGUUGCAACUGCUUUUGAAUUUUACUUAAUAUUAAAUGUGUUCUCUCAUGCUAUUGAAGACAUACUGCAGAAUUUCCACCAUGAAAAUAUAAAAUAACCAUGUUAAAGCAUUAUCUACGUUGCUCUGGCAAUCUCUGUCUUUACGCACUUUGGCCGAAUUUGCGUAGCCUACCUUUACUUGAACUUUUUAUAUUCUAAAAUGUGUUCGGGGUGUUUCUGGGAGUGGCGCUAUUUUCUGCGUGGGCAGGGGUGGGUAUGGCUACAAAGCUUGUGGUCUGGGAUGAGAUUUCAGCGCAAACAACAACGAUACAGGUCGUUCAAGAACUAGAGUUAACCUUGGAAUUGCUUUUCCUCGGUGGCGUCAGCUGAAAAUCGCCAAGGGGAUGAAGUGACGCGGAGUUGGCCUGUUUUCGGUUGGACCUUGGUGCAUUCUGGAAUUGAAUGAUCAGACAUCAGAGGAAAGGCUCAACUCACUGAGGAAAUGAUAACUCAAAACAGCUGCUAUGAGUGCGUAAUAGAGGACGAUGACACAACCCAGGCGUCCCAAAACGUGCUUGACUGGGCUCGCCAGGACAAUGUGGACUUGCUGGAGAACCUCCUGUACAAGCACCCGGAAUACCUGCGCAUCCGGGACCGCUCCAAUGCGGGCGCUCUGCACCACGCCGCCUCGGGCGGGGGCCUCCGCGUCAUGAGGAUGGUCGUAAUCAUGGCCGGCGCCGAGGAGCUAAGUGCCGCUGACGACGAGGGUAACACCCCGCUCCACUGGGCGGUGCAGAGGAACAACAGAGAGAGCUGCGUGGCCCUCUUGGAACUGGGAGCGGACCCCAACAUCCUGAACAGAGCCGUCCUCGCCCCUCUGCACCUGGCCGUCUGUCUGGGCCACAACGGCCUCGUCACUCUGUUAUUGUCCCACAGCACUACAAACGCAAACCUGGAAGGUGACCUGGGGAAUACUCCUGUGAUGAUGGCUUGCUCCUCUGAUAACUGUGAGGCACUUUGCACACUGCUAGAUCAUGGGGCUAUGAUGUGUCAUCAGAACAAGCUGGGGCAUUUUCCCAUCCAUGCAGCUGCAUUUGCAGGUGCAAAGAAAGCCAUGGAGUGCAUACUGAGCAAGGGGGAGGAGUACGGUCAUUCAGUUGAAGUGCACAUUAAUUACCUGGACAAGUCCAAAAGCAGUCCUCUUCAUCUGGCUGUUCGAGGAGGGAAUAUAGAAACGAUCAAAUUCUGCAUUUCAAAAGGGGCAAGAAUUGAGCAAAAACAGUGCGACAAAUCCACGCCCCUCCACUUCGCUUGUACUCAAGGGGCCAUAGAGGUCGUCAAGCUGAUGAUUUCAGCUUACAACAGAGUGGAGGACAUCAUCAAUAUCACUGACGGCGCUAACCAGACCCCACUUCACAAGGCAACAAUAUUUGAUCAUGUUGAAUUGGUUGAAUACCUCAUAUCACAGGGUGCAGACAUCAACCACAUUGACUGCAAAGGUCACACCCCGCUGCUUCUUGCUACAAGCUGUGGAGCAUGGAGAUCCGUGGAAGCUUUGUUGUCAAGAGGAGCAAAUAUCCAGAUAAAGGACAAAGCAGGUCGCAACUUCCUCCACCUCGCUGUUUUGCAGCCAAAAGGUCUGAAAAAUCUUCCAGAGAAUGUUCUAGAGCUCGACAGCGUCCGGGAGCUCCUGAGCGACGAGGACUGGGACGGCUGCACCCCGCUCCACUACGCCUGCAGAAUGGGGAUCGCUGCUUCGGUCCAAAACAUGCUAGGCCUCAAAGUGUCGCCGGGCCGAAAAUCCAAGGAUAAGAAAUCUGCCCUCCAUUUUGCAGCUCAAUUUGGACGCAUAAACACAUGCGAAAGACUGCUGGAGUCGAUGAGUGUCUCCAAGCUGCUGAAUGAAGGGGAUGAGAACGGCAUGACCCCGCUGCACCUAGCGUCCCAGGGCGGGCACACAAAAGUUGUGGAUCUGCUGCUCAGGAAAGGAGCUCUAUACAGCAGUGAUUAUAAAGGGUGGACGAGUUUACACUAUGCUGCGGCUGAAGGAUAUACUCAGACCAUGAAAAUCCUCUUGAAUGCGAACAUAAAAUUACUUGACAAAACUGACGAGGAAGGGAACACAGCUCUGCAUGUGGCUGCAAAAGAAGGACACACAACCGCUGUGAGACUGCUACUGAGCAGAGGAGCUGAAUUUACACUCAACAACAAUGACUCAUCCUUCCUACAUGAAGCAGUGCAUCAUGGGAGGAAGGCUGUAGCUAACGCUGCCAUUGAAAGCGAAAGAUGUAACGAAGCCGUAUUGGCAUUUAAACCUGGCUCCACAAAGCGUUGCGUUGUUAUGGACAUGAUUGAGUUUCUCCCAGAAUCAUUUAAGUAUCUUUUGGACCUAUGCGUGAAAGAAUCAGACCAAGAUCCUAACAGUCAUGACUACUGGAUUGAAUAUGAUUUCCGGUAUCUUCAGGCUCCAAUAAUAUUUAUGAAAUAUGCAAAAACAAACAGUGCUGUCAGUGUUCAACCUCUUGCAGCACUGAAUGCAAUGGCCCAGUAUAACCGUGUUGAGCUUUUGACUCACCCAGUCUGCAAAAAAUAUUUAGAAAUGAAAUGGCAUGCUUAUGGGAGCAAAGCUCACAUCCUGAACCUGGCUGUCUACUCUCUGGGUCUGCUGCCUCUGUCCUUCCUCAUCGUCAAUAUGAGACCCUCCUGGCCCACCAACAGCACAUCUGUCUACACAGUGGAUGCAAACUCAGAUAAGCGUGGGCAUUUUAACACAAUCUGCAUGUUCCUGGUCUUGGCCAUGAAUGUGUAUGCAGUUGGAAAGGAGAUUUUGCAGAUAGUGCAGCAGCGCUCAAAUUACUUCAGAGACAUCUCGAAUUGUUUGGACUGGGUGUCUGCGGCAUUUUCCAUUCUCUUCGUGAUCCCUCUGUUGCUGAAUGUAGACGGAACCCUGCACUGGCAAGCGGGUGCUUACGCAGUUACAGUUUCUUGGAUUAACUUUCUACUCUAUCUGCAAAGGUUUGAGCACUUUGGAAUUUACGUGGUGAUGUUCGGAGAGAUCAUGCGGACCCUUGUCAGCAUCAUUACGAUUUUCUUCUUCCUGAUGCUGGCAUUUGCGUUGGGCUUUCAUGCUCUCAUGAUUGAACAGGAAAAGUUUGGCCGACUGGACAUCUCAUUGAUGCAGACUUUUGUCAUGAUGGUCGGGGAGUUAAAUUAUCAAGAGAAUUUCCUUAAUCCCUACCUAAAUCAUUCACUUCCUUUCCCUUAUUUAACAUACUUCAUGUUAGUUUGGUUCAUCCUUCUCAUGCCAAUUCUUCUCAUGAACUUGCUGAUUGGUUUAGCCGUCGGCGACAUUGCUGAGGUGCAGAAGAAUGCUACUCUAAAGAGGAUUGCAAUGCAGAUUGACCUUCAUACUAGUCUGGAAGAGAAGCUGCCGUACUGGUUCAUAAAGAGGGUGGACCAGCCCAAGAUAACAGAAUACCCGAACAGAAAGUGCAAAUCAAAGGCCUACUUCCUCUGUUUUUUUCUCGGCUGGGAGGAAAAGGGAACGGUCCGUACCCAUCUGAAGACUGACAGCGGUCUGCUGACUCCAGUGGAAUAUGAGCUGAAAAAUCAGAAGUACAGAUUAAAGGAAAUGGCCAGUGUUCUGGAGAAGCAGUACAAUCUUUUGAAGCUGAUCAUUCAGAAAAUGGAGAUCGUUACCGAGGCAGAUGACCAAGAUGGCCCGGAGCUGGCGCAGAGCCACUUUGAGAGGAGACUGACCAAGAGGAGCAAGUGGAUUCCACUGGUGAAGGCGGUGGUGAAAAAGGAAUAAAGUCAGAGCACAUCUCACUGGACACAGGACUGACCUGGUUCCCCAUUCCACAGCGUACCCUGUACAUACCGCCAUGAAAGGCAUCAGCUUCCCUGCUGGUUGUGCUUGUCAAAUGUCUGUGUGAACGGCCCAUUUUCUGCAGUUGCAAUGGACGUGUCCUCUCUGCUGCCAUGUUUGUGCUUUACGUGCUGUGCGCUCCAGGUUACUCCCACUGAGCGUCUUGCGUUAUCUUUAGCACGGGGUGCAAAAUGUAGAGCAUAUGCUCUACAGAGUUGGAGAGCAUGUACAUUUUUAAUUGCUUUUUUUUUUAGAAACACCUAGAAAGUUCUUAGCCACGGUUGGAAUUACAGAGUGCUUUGUUCUGUAGGAAGGAUGUGUUUUUAUUUGUAAAUCCAUAGACAAUUUGGUUCAAGCAGACCAAGGGAAGUUCCAAGACAAGUAAAAAAGGAAGAUGAAAAAGAAGGUUUGGAUGCUGUCACUAGAGGCCAUUAGUGGCACUUUCCUUCUGUAGCAGCAGAAGGGACAGAGCCCCUCCUUGCAAAUGCACUUAGGGUGCACUAAUGUUUUCAAGAACCAUGAAAGCCAAUUUAUAAUUUAUGUGCUAAGUGGAAUUGCUGACUGCAGACAAGCAAAGAAAAUGAAAAGUCUACCAUAUAUAGGCACAUCUGUAACCAUUUGUCUCAUACACAAUAUUAUAUAUAUACAAUACAAUACACAUUUACGACUAUAACAAGCAGCCUUGAUUAUGUGAUUUGGGGUGAUGUAGAUCACAAGACCUGCAUAUCAUAAGCUUUAAUUCAUUUAUUUAUUUAUUUAUGAAUUUAUAUAUUAAUCUAUUUUCAGAUUUGAAACUUUUUCCAUCACAUUUUUCAUUUUUGAUUGAAAUUUGAAACACAGAGCUUAGAUUUCAAAAUGGUCCAGGGCCACGCCUGUCUUGUGGUCUCUGUUCAGCAGUUCUGAUUCACAUUCUGGUGUGAUUACAAUGCUAGAUAUUUCACAUAUGCCUCCUGUUAAACCAAACCAGCCUUCUAUUCAAAUUGUUUAAUUGAACACGGCAUUUUCCGCUCAAAAACCUCCCAUGGGAAAUAGCUACACAAUGUGUCUUACAUGUUUGCACCUUCAACUUGUUUGAGUUACUGUUACCUGUUUCUGAUUUCUGUAACACCUGCUUAGAUUACUUUUUUUUUUACACACGGUUAUCAUAAUCAUUAACGUAUUGUUUGAAUACAGUACAUCCCAAUACAUAUUUUUGAAAAGUGCUGACAUUUAUUAUCUGACUGCUUCUCAUGAAAAGUACAUUCGUGUAUUCAUGGUAUACUCUCUGCCAGUGAAGUAGCAUGCAAUAUUACCAGAUACUCUAAGGUAAUGCAUUUUAUAAACUUGGCUGUUCAUUAAAAACUUAUCAAUUUGA